This is a messenger RNA of Linderina pennispora, 648 nucleotides long. RefSeq lists its product as uncharacterized. Lineage: Eukaryota; Fungi; Kickxellomycota; Kickxellomycetes; Kickxellales; Kickxellaceae. The transcript is spliced from 2 exons. Bases 53 to 454 code for a protein of 133 amino acids. The record is from RefSeq and is a predicted model, not a curated record.
CAGACACCAAGCCUCGUAAAUACAAUUAAUAUAACCUAAUACCACAUACAUCAUGGACAGCAGCCCUGGAAAGCUCUACCCAUCGCACCCAUUCACGCUAGCGGACGUUGAGACGCGUCGCAAGUUCCGGAUGAUCAUAGCGCUACAGGUUGUCCUAUCAUUGCUCAUUCUACUCUGGAUGGUGUACAUUGCAACGUCGUACGCAUCGACCAAGAGCACGCGCAUCGAGUGGACCAAUGACUGGAUCAUUCUGGUUAGCGCCCUCUUGAUCGUCGUCAACCUUGCCAGCAUCGUCAUCACGGUGCGCAAGUACCGCGGGACCGUCUAUUUCUUGAAGGAUCCCAGCCACCCACCGGAUCUCAUCUUGUCUGGCGACCUCCCGUCAGGCGUCACCUUCUGGAAGACCAAGAAGAAGGCGGUUUUCGAGAAGGAUGUGGAAUGCGAUACCAAGUGAAACAUUUAGGCUGCCUUGCGUUUUUUCUUCAUUUUCCUUCCACCGCCCCACGCUCUCUUUUUUUGCGACAUUAUUCACCCACACAAUCUCCUACUCUAGCACCUGCAUCUGUUACUUACUUUCAAACUUGCGUCCAACUAAUAAUUAUCUGUUAGAAACAUUUACUUUCUUGCUUCCAAGACAAUAAUACCCCC